AUGCCAAUUGCAGCAAAAGUUUGCAAUAUGCUUCUGAAAAAUAGGAUUGUUCCUACCAUCGAUCGACUCUUCCGCAAGAAGGUCGGCAACUCCUAUCUAUUCCGUUCACCUCUCCUCCACUUCGUUUCAAAGCCUAUUGUCUCUUCACCUCUCCUCCACUUCGUUUCAAAGCCUUUGUCUGACUUCCGCGAUUCACCUCUCCUCCACUUCGUUUCAAAGCCUAAAAUCCGCGAUUCACCUCUCUCCUCCACUUCGUUUCAAAGCCUAUUGUCUGACUUCCGCGAAUUCACCUCUCCUCCACUUCGUUUCAAAGCCUAUUGUCUGACUUCCCGAAUUCACCUAGUUUCAAAGCCUCUGACUUCCACGAUUCACCUCUCCUCCACUUCGUUUCAAAAGCCUAUUGUCCUUCCGCUUUCUCCUCCACUUCGUUUCAAAGCCUAUUGUCCUGACUUCCGCGAUUCACCUCUCCUCCACUUCGUUUCAAAGCCUAAUUCCGCGAUUCACCUCUCCUCCACUUCGUUUCAAAGCCUAUUCCUAUUGUCUGACUUCCGCGAUUCACCUCUCCCUCCACUUCGUUUCAAAGCCUUUGUCACCUUCACCUCUCCUCCACUUCGUUUCAAAAUCUAUUGUCUGACUUCCGCGAUUCACCUCUCCUCCACUUCGUUUCAAAGCCUAUUGUCUGACUUCGUUCACCUCUCCACCACUUCCCUAUUGUCUGACUUCCGCGAUUCACCUUCUUUCCCUCCUUCCGCGAUUCGUUUCAAAGCCUAUUGUCUGACUUCCGCGAUUCACCUCUCCUCCACUUCGUUCCGUCUGAUUCACCUCUCCUCCACUUCGUUUCAAAGCCUAUUGUGUCUGAUUCACCUCUCCUCCACUUCGUUUCAAAGCCUUCUGACCCGCUCACCUCUCCUCCACUUCGUUUCAAAGCCUGACUUGUUCUGUUUCAAAGCCUAUUGUCUGAUUCCGCGAUUCACCUCUCCUCCACUUCGUUUCAAAGCCUAUUGUCUGACUUCCGCGAUUCACCUCUCCUCCACUUCGUUUCAAAGCCUAUUGUCUGACUUCCGCGAUUCACCUCUCUCCACUUCCCUUUGUCUGACUUCCGCGAUUCACCUCUCCUCCACUUCGUUUCAAAGCCUUUGUCUGACUUCCGCGAUUCACCUCUCCUCCACUUCGUUUCAAAGCCUAAAUUCACCUCUCCUCCACUUCGUUUCCCUAUUGUCUGACUUCCGCGAUUCACCUCUCCUCCCGUUUCAAAGCUUCGUUUUCAAAAAAGCCUAUUGUCUGACUUGUCUCUCCUCCACUUCCCUAUUGUCUGACUUCCGACACCUUCCUCCACUUCGUUCAAAGCCUCUCCCGCGAUUCACCUCUCCUCCACUUCGUUUCAAAGCCUAUUGUCUGACUUCCGCGAUUCACCUCUCCUCCACUUCGUUUCAAAGCCUAUUGUCUGACUUCCGCGAUUCACCUCUCCUCCACUUCGUUUCAAAGCCUUUCCUAUUGUCUGACUUCCGCGAUUCACCUCUCUCCACUUCGUUUCGAUUCACCUCUCCUCCCUCCACUUCGUUUCAAAGCCUAUUGUCUGACUUCCGCGAUUCACCUCUCCUCCACUUCCAAAGCCUAUUGUCUUCGUUCACCUCUCCUCCACUUCGUUUCAAAGCCUAUUCCUAUUGUCUGACUUCCGCGAUUCACCUCUCCUCACUUCGUUUCAAAGCCUAUUGUCUGACUUCCGCGAUUCACCUCUCCUCCACUUCGUUUCAAAGCCUAUUGUCCUCUCACCUCCCUCCACUUCGUUUCAAAGCCUAUUGUCUGACUUCCGCGAUUCACCUCUCCUCCACUUCGUUUCAAAGCCUAUUGUCUGACUUCCGCCUAUUCACCUCUCCUCCACUUCGUUUCAAAGCCUAUUGUCUGACUUCACCUCUCCUCCACUUCGUUUCAAAAGCCUAUUGUCGAUUCACCUCUCCUCCACUUCGUUUCAAAGCCUAUUGUCUGACUUCCGCGGUUCACCUCUCCUCCACUUCGUUUCAAAAGCCUCUUCCGCGAUUCACCUCUCCUCCACUUCGUUUCAAAGCCUCUCUGACUUCCGCGAUUCACCUCUCCUCCACUUCGUUUCAAAGCCUAUUGUCUGACUUCCGCGAUUCACCUCUCCUCCACUUCGUUUCAAAGCUUUGUCUGACUUCCGCGAUUCACCUCUCCUCCACUUCGUUUCAAAGCCUAUUGUCUGACUUCCGCGAUUCACCUCUCCUCCCUAUUGUCUUCGUUCACAAAGCCUAUUGUCUGACUUCCUGA
This is a messenger RNA of Acanthosepion pharaonis, 2283 nucleotides long. The record is from the annotation of a GenBank genome assembly. NCBI's taxonomy places the organism in Eukaryota, Metazoa, Mollusca, Cephalopoda, Sepiida, Sepiidae.